AUGUUGAAGUCUAGGAAAAAGGAUAAGGAGGAUUCCAAAAGUUCGAAGCCUGAUAAGGAAGAUAAAAAAGAUGAGAAAAAGAAGGAAACCAAGGAAGUCAAGAAGGAGCAUACCACUGCUGUAGCUUCAAAUCCGGUGAACUCGCCUAACAUACCUCUUAUAAAAACUCAGGCAGUAGUUGAUGAAGGGAUCCCGCCAGAUGCUCCUCCACCAACUUCGUUAAAAAAACCGAUAUUAGCUACUGGUCCUGCUAUUCCUAGGAAAGAAAGAAGGCAGAGUAGUUCGAUGUUUAAUAUAUCAGCUAAUAGAGAACUGGUGAUGUUGCCAAGCAUCAAAGAAGCUGACCCUGCUGCAAAAGAAGAAUUAGUGAUUCAAAAGUUACGACAGUGUUCCGUUGUCUUUGAUUUUGUUGAUCCAUUGUCGGAUAUAAAAUAUAAAGAAGUGAAGCGAAACACUCUUAACGAAUUAACGGAGUAUGUUCACUGUGAAAAGGGUUUUCCGGAGUCUAUUUAUCCCGAAAUCGUGAGCAUGUUGAGUGCGAACUUGUUUCGAGUGCUUUCGCCUCCUUCAAACCCUACUGGGGCGGAAUUCGACCCCGACGAAGAUGAACCAGCUCUAGAAGCAGCUUGGCCUCAUUUACAGCUUGUUUAUGAAUUUUUUCUACGGUUUCUAGAAUCUCCAGAAUUCCAACCCUCAAUAGCAAAGAAGUACAUCGAUCAGAAAUUCGUUUCACAACUAAUAGAGUUAUCGGAUAGUGAAGACCCCAGAGAAAGGGACUUUUUGAAAACUACCUUGCAUCGAAUAUAUGGAAAGUUUCUUUCUCUUCGGGCUUUUAUGAGGAAGCAGUUUAACAAUAUUUUUUACACCUUCAUUUAUGAGUGCGAUAGACACAAUGGUAUUGGUGAACUAUUAGAAAUUCUUGGUAGUAUAAUUAACGGGUUUGCUGUUCCACUGAAGGAAGAGCACAAAACAUUCCUAUUAAGAGUUCUCCUUCCACUUCAUAAAUGUAAGUCCUUAUCAGUUUAUCAUCCUCAAUUGGCGUAUUGUGUGGUCCAGUUCCUGGAAAAAGAUGCAUCACUUACAGAACCAGUGGUUCAUUCACUGUUACGGUUUUGGCCAAAAGUACACAGCCCAAAAGAGGUAAUGUUUCUCAAUGAAUUAGAAGAAGUGUUAGAUGUUAUUGAACCGACGGAAUUCAGUAAAAUUAUGGUUCCUUUGUUCAGGCAGUUGGCAAAGUGUGUUUCAUCUCCACAUUUCCAGGUUGCAGAAAGAGCCUUGUAUUAUUGGAAUAACGAAUAUAUUAUGUCUCUUAUAAGCGAUAAUGACAAUGCUGCUGUUAUUCUUCCAAUAAUGUUUCCUGCUUUGUACAAGAACUCGAAAAAUCAUUGGAAUAAGACUAUUCAUGGUCUGAUCUAUAACGCCUUGAAACUUUUUAUGGAAAUAAAUCAGAGGUUGUUUGAUGAGUGUUCGCAGAAUUAUAAUCGGGAGCGAGAAGAAGAAGCUGAGAAACUGAAAAAGAAACUUGCUUUAUGGGAGGAUAUAGAACGUAAAGCACGGCUGAAUCCUAAUUAUGAUGCCGUCAAAAGUCAGUUGAAGCAUACUGUGAGUGCUCCCAUCUUUCAGCAUAUUUCUGAGGAAGAUUGUAAUGGUAUAUCAUUUGACGCCAAUCAUAUUAAGCAAAAUGCUGUUCGAUAUGAGAAAAAUAAUCAUGUUGACCAGCGUUUGAGCACCCGAAGAAGUGAUGUACCACACGAUCCCGGUACUGAAAAGGCGCUGGAUGAAUACCGCCGACCGGACAAGUAUUUAAAGUCACUUCCAACUGAAUGAGA
Molecule: messenger RNA, 1829 nt
Organism: Enterobius vermicularis (human pinworm)
Lineage: Eukaryota; Metazoa; Nematoda; Chromadorea; Rhabditida; Oxyuridae
Source: the annotation of a GenBank genome assembly